AUGGAGCCAAUGAGCCAAACUACCCCUGCCGAUGUCGCGCCUCCCACCGACGCCUCGCCAGCCAACGCGGCAAACUGGCAGCCGCAAGGUGAAGCACACAUCGAGCUCCAAUCUUUGGCGCAGCCACAAGCUCGGGCGGUCCAGCCAACAAGCCCUCCUACAACAUCGCUCGACCCCCAAUCCCCUCAGCCACAGGCCCAGACCAAUGCGGCGGCGCAACAUCCUCCAGCCCUCCCAAUCGACGAGCGGGAGAUCCUCAUUCCCAUCCCGGCCCCAACGACCCAGGGCGAGGCCGAGGCUGGGGUGCGGCGGAAGAUUCCCCAGUCUGGAUUUCCGACAGCGGCGGAAAUAGACGAGUCCGUCGCAUGGUUCACGAAAUACUUGGUCAUGGUCAUCGCGGUGGCGGGUGCGCAGGGGACGCCAGCCCUUCCCGCCAUCAUCCUGAAGGCGAGCAGUCGUUUCUACCUCUCCUAG
This is a messenger RNA of Colletotrichum gloeosporioides, 474 nucleotides long. RefSeq lists its product as uncharacterized. The record is from RefSeq and is a predicted model, not a curated record. The transcript has a single exon. Lineage: Eukaryota; Fungi; Ascomycota; Sordariomycetes; Glomerellales; Glomerellaceae. The coding region runs from base 1 to 474 and encodes 157 amino acids.